This is a messenger RNA of Pseudoliparis swirei, 3165 nucleotides long. RefSeq lists its product as uncharacterized. The record is from RefSeq and is a predicted model, not a curated record. Lineage: Eukaryota; Metazoa; Chordata; Actinopteri; Perciformes; Liparidae. The coding region runs from base 318 to 2516 and encodes 732 amino acids. The transcript has 11 exons.
CAGGUAUGAGCGGUGACGCAGGCAAGGUGACCCCGCCCUGCUCGCUCCCGGUGCUCCUCCGGUGUGGCGCAACGCGGCUCCGGCUCGGUGGACUGAUUUUCUUUUUAAGUAAGAAACUUUAGCUCAGAUUAUACUUCUUUAUUUUGUUUUGGAGCUUCACUUCUCACGAGACCACGAUGAAGAAGAAGAGCUCGGGCUCGCGCGUCGGACUUUAACAACUGGACUCGAAGAUAAUUCCCGACAUCUAUCUCACGAGGUCUUAACGAGAUCUUAACGAGAUCUUAACGAGGUCUUAACGAGCGUCGGCCUCGUUAAACAUGUCCGCCAGAGGGAAACACGACGUGUGCCGCAUGUGCGGCGGAACCCUCCAGGGGAACCAGCGGCGCUGGCUGUUUGGGGGACAACUUAAGAAGACGGACCAGGGCCAGACCCCCACGGGGUCCCUGAGAGGAGGAAGCAGCCUGUCCUCGCAGGGCAGCCCCUGGGGCAGCUCGUCGUCCCUCGGCUCCUCUGUGUCUCUCUCCCAGUUCAGCCAGGGCUCCCCGGCCAAGGCGCUAGACGUGCUCUCGGUGCUGACCCACAUCCUGGGCCGGCCCGUGACCCGCGGCGGCGGCCACGGCGAGUUCCUGUGCGGCAAAUGCGUGUGCGUCCUGGAGCGCGUGUUCAAGUUCGACUCGGUGCUCGCCCGCGUCCGGGCGCUCUCGUCCGAGCGGCUCCAGAAGCUGACGGGCGAGCGCGACAAGAUCCGGCAGUGGGUCCGCCAGAGCUACGACCACAGGCACCCGGGGGCGGGGCCCCGGGACGACGGCGGCGGCGGCGAGGCGGAGAAGGAGGGCUACCGCGAGAUGCUCCGGGACAACAUGGCGCUGUCGGAGUACGAGUGCUGGUCCUCGAAGUGGGACGCGUGCUCGUACUUCGUGCGGACGGGGAGGCGCUGCCGGCGGGGCGAAGGCUGCGCCGGCUGCGACUCGCUGCGCGUCUCCGACUCUGACUACGAGUCGGUGUGCGGCGUGCCGCGCCGGCUGCCCUCGGCGCUCUUCUCCCCGACGCCGUUGUCGCGGGACAAAUCCCAGAGCAUGCCGCUGGACUGGCGGCGGGCGGCGUCCCUGAGCUCCGGCAGCACGUCCUCGCUGGCGGGCGGCGGCGGGUCCACUCUGUCCCUGCAGACGUCGUCCCGCACCGCGUCCGUCCGGUCCCUGGACUCUCUGGACGACGACGACGACCUUUUCGACUCGCCGCCGGGCGUCCGGUCGGCAAUUUUUUUGCUGAAGGGCAUCGAAGGGAAGCCGGUGAGCUCGCCGCCGGGCAGCAGGAUCCCCGUCCUGGAGAGGAAGUGCUCGAGCGGCGGCGGGGGGGCGUCGCCCUCGGUGAGCAGGGCGCUGCGCCUCGGGAGUGAGGAGAACGGAGAGGAGGGGCCAGAAGAGGAGGAGGAAGAGGAAGAGGAGGAGGAGUGGCUGAGGGACGAGUUUGUGCCUCUUCAUCGCCAGGGCUCGACUGGCAGGGUCCACCACGCCGUCAGGCACCUGCAAGGCCAGCUGGACCAAGCCGUGGCCCACAUCAGGACCCUGGAGGCGGAGCUUAAACAUGGGAGGAGCCAAGGCCCUGAAAUCAAUGGAUCUGACGACUGGCUCCCCCUGCUCCAGGAGGAGGGCGGCCGCUCGCUGCUGCGGAGCCUCGGACACUCGCUGCACAGCCGGGAGCGCGUGAUCCAGGCCUGCAUGGGUCUGAUCAGGAAGCUGAGCGCGGAGGAGGCGACUGGGGCGGAGCUAAUGGACAAGCUGACGGAGACGCUGACGGAGACGCAGUCUGACAACCAGGCCGCUCUGCAGACGCUGAGGUCCGAGGUGAUGGAGAAGGAGAAGAGCAUGGAGGAGGAGGUGGAGGCUCUGAGGAAGGCCGGCAGGGACCGAGAGGGAGACCUGGACACGCUCAACACCGUGCUGCAGUGCAACCAGGACGUCCUCCACGACCUGCGAGUGGCUCUGGAAGAGAGGGAGCGACUGCUGAAGGAGGUGGAGAAGGAGAGGGAGGUGUGGAAGCAGAGGGACUGCGCCCUCGCCACAGUCUUGCAGGAGAAGGAUGCUCUAAUCCAGGACCUGGCGAACUGUCACAAAGACGUGCAGGGCUUGGCAGUAGACACGGAGGGGAAUGGCGCCACCUUGUGCAGUGAGGUCACCAAACUCACCACAGCCCUGCAGGAGUACCAGGCCAUGGUGCAGGCGCAGCAGGCCGGUCACAGCCAGACGGUCUCCUCCCUGAAGGAGCAGCUCCGGGACACCCGGCGGGAGCUGAGGGCGAAGGAGAAGGAGAAGAAGGAGGCGGACCGAGCCCGGCAGAACCACCGGGAGGACGGCGAGCGGCAGGAGAGGAAGAUGAGGGACGGCCUACAGAAGAGAGAUCAGCUCAUCGAGCAAAUCCUGCUGGACGCUGAGGAGCGAGACCAUCAGCUCCGAGAGCUGCAGCAGAACCUGCAGAACCAACGAGAACCUCCGAGCGCCAUCAAGCACACACUGUGAAGAGGCCGGCUGGAGCAAACCAACUGCAUGGAGGAGGAGGGGGGAUUACUUUUGCACUUUCUGCAUAUUCAACGUGGGGAACAUUAAGUCUAUUUAUAUUUAUCUGGCUCGCUUUUGGCCAUUUUUCCACAAUUCCAACUUGAUUCUCUGGAGUGAAUCGGUAAAUUCAGACUCUAGAGUCCGACAACGUGAUUGCUUUCUGGGUCGGGAGACGUCGAGUCUGGCUUCUUCUAACUGGAUAAUUAAUACUUGACUUAAAAAUGACUAGUGAGUUUUUGAAUGUAAUGGAUCUAAGGAUUAGAUUUAAUUUCAUGCAGUGGGGUUGCUGAUGCAAACAUUUCUGGUUGUGCGUGGAUCCUGAGGAGCAUUAGUUUUGUCCUUUUAGGACCGGCGCGGGGACCAAAUUGCUUAUUUACAGAUUGUCUUUUCGCCUCCUGGGUACAGAACUGUAUGUUUGUUUUACAGUGCCAUCGCAGCACGAGAGGGGUCGUUUAGGACCAAAAUAAUAUGUUUUAACCACUUUUUAUUUUAAACGGCUCUUAUCUUAAAUGUUUACAUUUUAUGUGUAGUUUUGUUUUGUUAGUGUGGGACUUUGUUUUUUUCUUUUAGCUCAAGAGAAUUAAACACUCUGAUUUCUUCAAACGAUCAA